UUGAGCGCUCCUCCUGGUUUGAGUUUGGCGCUAUAAAGACACUCAACCAUGAUAAUAUCAUUAGUUCUAAUGGGGAAGUCUCGCUUUCACUGGCUCUGCUUCCCUUUUCUGAGACUGACGGGCAGCUUUCGGAGGUGUCCUCCUUCCAAAAGGAGUUUGAUCAUUGGGAUCGUUUGUGUUAUCUAUUUGUUUUUUGUAGUUUCACAGUUUGGAUACUCGCUGCAGAGCCAGGACAGGAGGACUGAUAAAGACAAGUACAGACACACCCGUGGAUUGUAUAAUUUAGAAACUAGUGAUGCGCUACCAGACUCUGUCCCCACGCGCUCUAACGUGGUGUACAUAACUCUGAAGACAAAGCGCCUGAAACCAGCAAAUAUUCGUGGGACUAUCAGACCAAAACUGAGGAAGAAAGUGAGGAGGAAUAUCACGGCUGGCUCAGCUUUUACGCAGAACAAACUCGCCACUUUGGAGCAGGACGCGGGCCAAAUCAAUCUCAACUUUGAAAGCAACACUUCCUUGGGGGAGAUCAGGGAUGUUAAUUAUAAAACUUUGGAUUUAUUCCAUAAAUCUCACAUAGAUGAGCAAACAGACUCUCACAUUAGUUCUAUCCGAAUUUACAGCCAGAGGGCACCGCCAUGGCUCAGCACACAGGACGUGAAAGCCAUGCGCUUUCUCGCGGAUUCCAAAGUUUUGCGCGUCAAAGAAGUUUUUCACGGAGACUCUCCGUCACUCCUAAUAUUUCAGGGAGAGACUGGUGUAUCAGUGACCGACCAAAGGAACACAGAAAGAAACGAUGCGUGUGGAGGCCGGUGUGGGAUAAUUAACAGUCCUGUGGACAACACGGAGGUCUUCGCUUUCCACCUGGACAGGGUGCUUGGACUCAACAGGACGUUACCAGCAGUGAGCAGGAUGUUCAGCUUUUUACACGAUGGCCAGCCCUGUCCAGUGAUCUCAUGGGAUGCGUCUCUCUACCCAGAAGGCCUUGCUGCAGGCUCAUCCACCGUGAGGUUAACAUGGGGCGAGUACCAGAGCUCUCUGAAACAGAGGUGCUGGCUUAAAAACAUUAGCCCUAAGCCUGACUCCGGCUGCUCCACAGUUCAUCACUUUGAGUGGAGUAAAAUGGCUCUGUUUGACUUCCUGUUGCAGAUUCACAGCCGCCUGGAUCAGAGCUGCUGUGGAUUCAGGCCCAGGUUAGAGGAUCUGUGUGUGGAACUUGGACACCACGGUAGAUGUGUUGACCAGAACCACAUACAACUGGCGAACAUCGUUCACCGAGGUCACGACCCCAGACACCUGGUCUUCACCAACAACAAAGGAUUCUUCGACCGCAAUGAGGACAACCUGGACUUUCGGCUUCUGGAGGGAAUUAAAGAGCUCCCAGAGCAGGUUGUGUCAGUGCUGAGGAGCAGGAAGCUGAGGGAGAAGCUCCUCCAGUCUCUGUUCCUGGAUCAGACGUAUUGGGAGAGCCAGGGCGGCCGGCAGGGCAUUGACAAGCUCAUCGAUGUCAUCGAGAGGCGGGUCAAGGUGCUCCUGACCUACAUCAACGCGCACGGGGUCAAAGUCAUCACAAUGAAUGCGUGAUGAGACUGACAUCAAUGUAAUUGAUGAAAUUACUGAAAUAUCUGAAGCAAAUGACAAUUUGUGAAUUCACUGUGUCCUUUCUGACUGGCCUUUUAAAGCACACUGGAGCUUUGUCCACUCACAGUUUCUACAAGGAUCUGGAAUAAAAACAAACAUAUGAGAUUAUGCUUCAGAGUUAAAUGUAAUCCAGUGUGUGCCAAUUCUCAAAUUAUAUCACAGGAGCAUGAGAGCAUAUGCUGUCAGAAACUCAGAGUGAUUUCACAGAGAAAUACUGGAACAAUGAAGAUUAGUCAGUCAUAAUUUAUUUUUUCUUUAUACAUUUUUAAAAAAUAUAUCUAUUAAAAGGUUAAUGAAGGACAUGUACAAUUUACACAAUUAUUCCAAAUGUGUUGUUGUUGUUGUUAAACUGUAAAAACAAGCAAUUCAGGUCAUUUGAGGUUGAAGGGAUAGUCUGAUUUUUAGAAGUAGGGUUGAAUGAGGUGCCUGUCAAUAGGAAAUGUUGUGUCUCUGGAUGUUGAGGGAUGCAGAUUGCAGCCGUAUGUGAACCGCUGGUAUCCUCUGAUUUAGAAAGAGCCUGAAGUACUGUUGUUACCAAGUCUCACUUGUGACACCAAGUAAUUUUCUCGUGGGCGUGGGCUUGCAAUUUACACAUCUGUACCUCCCGGUCAUUUGGGAUCUCUCACUCUUUCAGUUAGCAAUAAGGUUUCUCUCCUCUCUUCUUGUAUUCUUUGAGUCACUGAAAAAGUUCCAGAUAGAGCGUAAACUUAUACAGGGAACAGUUCUUUGGUUGGAGUUUGUUAAGAUUAGCUAAAUUACGUCUGCAGCGGUUGAUAGCCUAACUUCCAUUCUGGUUCUCAGGCUGCUUUCUCAACAAAGAGGCCGAGCUGCCCUGCGUGUCCUGUGGGUAAUACACUUAUGUAUUGACAAAUACCUCAAACAAACAUGCUAAAAAAAUCAUACUAUCCCUUUAAGGUUAUAUAAAGUUUUUUAUUUACAGAUACUGAGAGAGACAUGACAUUUAAAAGCUUCAGCUUUACUUAAAGAAACCAGUUUUACUUUUCUUCUUUUGUGUCUUCAUGUUUUAUUUCCUCCAAGGCUAACGCACUUCCAUCAUUAUGUACGUAAUAUGAUGCUGUCAUUACUUCUGCUCCUCCUGAGGCCUUUCAGUGAGUGUGAUUUACACUGUGUAUGAGUGGAAUGCACUAAAUAAUAAGUUAUUUUCUUUUCCGCUCUUCGAAUAAAUGGCAGGAAUUAACAAGUUGUAAAAGCCUCUUAGCAUAGCCAACAAGCAACAACUCAGAUCAGCUCGGUGUGAUUAUAUGUUCUCACACUCACUGAAUUUUUUUUGUGUUUUGAGUUUUUUAAUUUUGUGAACAGUCUUAAAUAUAUUUUCCUUUGUUUUUUGGUUUUAAACCCCCGAAGAAGUCAAAGAGCUUUCAUAAACGUAUCCAGGGCAUCACUUGUUUAUUAAACACGUACAGAAUGAACUUAACAAAGUGACUGUACAUUAGAAACUGAAGAGCUAGAAGAGAAGUCACAUGAUCUUACUCUGUUUAAAAUGCACUCUCAUGUGAAAUGUUACAACAAAACACUAUUAGCCCCAACCAUAACUGCAUUAUUUAUUUUAUUUCUUCCUUUUUUAAUCUGUAUUUUUGUCUAAAAGUGUCAUAUGGUGAAUAAAACAAUCUGUUAAACAUCUGAUACGUAUAAUUUGAAUAUUUUUUAAGGGAAUGAAGCACAAUUUUGUGAAGUUUUGAGCUUUUUACGUGAACUUAGCUGUAUAUAAUGAUGACAUCACAUGUUUGGGGAGAUCUUUUAGUCAAAUAAAGGCCUGAAAUUUUCAUCCCCUCAUAUUUGAUUUUAACAACAUGUGUCAGCGCGUAUUUGUAUAUAAAAAGAUACUAAAAUAUGUCUUGUAAGUGUAUUCUAUGAAUGAAAAAUAAACCCAACAGCAAAUACA
Molecule: messenger RNA, 3541 nt
Organism: Notolabrus celidotus (New Zealand spotty)
Lineage: Eukaryota; Metazoa; Chordata; Actinopteri; Labriformes; Labridae
Gene: gask1b
Product: golgi associated kinase 1B
Exons: 4
Coding region: 49-1581 (510 amino acids)
Cellular component (GO): Golgi apparatus
Source: RefSeq, a predicted model, not a curated record